UCCCUCCCAGGUCUCAUCCGGUGCAAACAAAUCCGGUGAGCUGCCUGCCAGCCGCGCGGGAGCCUCGGAAGGGCAUAGUAUUGUAUACUACCACUAUAUAACCAGCCGCCGCCGCGGUCGUCGUCGUCGCUCCUACCUCGCUGCACCGGCCAGUCCCCCCCCCCCACCCCCCCCCUCCGCCUCGCCGCGCCGCGCCUCCGUCGCCGGGAGUAGGGAGGGAGAGGCGCCGGCAGAUCGAUCGGGGAGGCGCGCGCGGGCUCGGCGGCCGGUUGCUGCUAUGGCGGAGGCGGUGCGGGAGCUGCGCGCGAGCUUCGCGGCGGGGCGGACGCGGCCGGCGGAGUGGCGGGCGGCGCAGCUCCGGGCGCUGGUGCGGAUGAUCGACGAGCGGGAGGCCGACAUCACCGCCGCGCUCCACGACGACCUCGCCAAGCCGCACAUGGAGUCGUACCUCCACGAGAUAUCGCUCGCGAAGUCCUCGUGCAAGUUCGCGCUCAACGGGCUCAAGAACUGGAUGAAGCCCGAGAAGGUACCUGCGGCCAUAACUACGUUCCCGUCCUCUGCGCAAAUCGUGCCUGAGCCCCUCGGUGUGGUGCUCGUCAUCUCCGCCUGGAACUACCCAUUCCUGCUCUCUAUUGAUCCGGUAAUUGGAGCAAUAGCUGCUGGAAAUGCUGUUGUUCUGAAGCCAUCAGAAAUAGCGCCGGCAACCUCGUCCAUGUUCGCAAAGCUGCUGCCUGAGUAUGUUGACAGCACAUGUAUUAAAGUUGUAGAGGGGGGUGUUGAGGAAACGACCGCGCUCUUGGAACAAAAAUGGGAUAAGAUCUUCUACACAGGUAGCGGGACUAUAGCACGCAUAGUUUUGGCAGCCGCCGCAAAGCAUCUGACCCCAGUGGCUCUGGAGCUUGGUGGAAAAUGCCCUGCUAUUGUCGAUUCAGACGUUGAUCUUCAUGUUGCUGUUAAGAGGCUUGCUGUUGGCAAAUGGGGAUGUAACAAUGGCCAAGCAUGCAUCGCUCCAGAUUACGUCAUAACGACGAAAUCAUUUGCACCAGAGCUGGUGAACUCUUUGAAAAGAGUUCUGGAGAGGUUCUACGGGAAGGAUCCUCUGGAAUCGGCGGACCUGUCUCGUAUCGUUAAUUCUAAACAUUUUCAGAGAUUGACAGAAUUGAUAGCAGAAAAGAAAGUAGCUGACAAGAUUGUGUACGGAGGCCAGACUGACGAGAAGAAACUAAAAAUUGCUCCUACAAUAUUGCUGGACGUUCCCCAGGAUACAGCACUCAUGACAGCGGAAAUUUUUGGCCCCUUCCUUCCUAUCGUGACGGUCGAGAAGAUCGAAGACAGCAUUGACGUGGUGAACUCCAAGACGAAGCCGCUUGCGGCCUACCUCUUCACCAAGAACAAGAAGCUGCAGCAGGCCUUUGUGGCGAACGUCCCCGCGGGAGGGAUGCUCGUGAACGACGUCGCGCUGCAUCUCACGAACCCGUACCUGCCCUUCGGCGGCGUGGGCGACAGCGGGACAGGCAGCUACCACGGCAAGUUCAGCUUCGACUGCUUCAGCCACAAGAAGGCGGUCCUGGUCCGCGGCUUCGGCGGCGAGGCGGCGGCGAGGUACCCGCCCUACACGACGGAGAAGCAGAAGAUCCUGAGGGGCCUCAUCAACGGCAGCUUCAUCGCGCUCAUCCUGGCGCUCCUGGGCUUCCCGAGGGAGAGGCGCUAGGCUGGACGAUCGAUCCCCCGUUCCAGUACAGACUUCUGUUCGUGUUCGUCCGGUGCAGAGUACUAGUAGCAUACUUCCUCCGUCCCAAAAAAACCGUUGUUCUUUGACUCUUAGAAAUUGCGUUUGACCGCUCGUCUUAUUCAAAUAUUUUAUAUAUAUUAUAAGACAAAUAAAAUAUUAUUAAAAUAUCAUUAGUGAUGUAAUAAGUCAUAACAAAAGUGAUAAUAUUUGUAAAAAAAAAGUUGAAUUAGACGAGUAGUCAAACACAAUUUUUAAGAGUCAAAGAACAACGAUCUUUUUGGGACGGAGGGAGUACAGUACAACCAUCACGCUGUCAGAUCGAUGCUAGGCGCCACCACUGCAUGUGUGCGUGUGUGUUUUUACAGAGUUUGUAUGAUAUGAUGCAUUAUACUGUCGCAUUGGGAUUUGUGCGAUAUUGAAUUGUACGUAAGAGAUCAGAGUUGCAUGAAUAAGUGUGAUAGUCAUCUGUUAAUUA
Panicum virgatum (switchgrass) is the source of this 2207-nucleotide messenger RNA. RefSeq names its product aldehyde dehydrogenase family 3 member H1-like. Gene Ontology annotation, molecular function: aldehyde dehydrogenase (NAD+) activity. Bases 278 to 1711 code for a protein of 477 amino acids. Gene Ontology annotation, cellular component: cytoplasm. The record is from RefSeq and is a predicted model, not a curated record. The transcript has 10 exons. Gene Ontology annotation, biological process: aldehyde metabolic process. NCBI's taxonomy places the organism in Eukaryota, Viridiplantae, Streptophyta, Magnoliopsida, Poales, Poaceae.